Messenger RNA from Capra hircus (goat), 1826 nucleotides. RefSeq names its product CD59 molecule (gene CD59). The coding region runs from base 116 to 484 and encodes 122 amino acids. Lineage: Eukaryota; Metazoa; Chordata; Mammalia; Artiodactyla; Bovidae. Gene Ontology annotation, cellular component: plasma membrane. The record is from RefSeq and is a predicted model, not a curated record. Gene Ontology annotation, biological process: negative regulation of activation of membrane attack complex. The transcript is spliced from 4 exons. Gene Ontology annotation, molecular function: complement binding.
GGGCGGGGCUCGCCUCCCUCCCAGCCCAGGCGAUAAAGAAGGGCUGGGCUGUUGUCGCAGGUUCUGCGGCGCUGAAGCGGAGGCGUGUGGCGUUUAGACUCUGUAGCUGGUCACAAUGGCAAGCAAAGGAGGGUACAUCCUGCUCGGGCUCCUGUUCUCCCUGGCUGUCCUCUGCCAACUCGGUCACAGUCUGCAAUGCUACAGCUGUAUUAACCAAGUUGACUGCACUUCAGUCGUCAAUUGUACACAUAAUCAAGAUGCUUGUCUCUACGUUAAGGCUGUGCCGCUAAAAGUUUACCGCCAGUGUUGGAGUUUGGAACAUUGCAAUUUUGAGUUCAUCGCAAACGCCUUAGGGGAGAAGGAGCUCCACUAUGACUGCUGCCAGAAGAACCUGUGUAACAAAAGUGACGGGACGAGCGUAUCUGAGAAGACACCGCUGCUGCUCACUCUGCUGCUGGUGGCAGUCUGCCGCUUUUAUCUCUAAAUCUGUGCCAGGAGGACUUCUCCUGAAUGUCCUGUUUCUAUCUAUUCCUUCCUUCAUGUGAUGCUGUGUUCCAAAGGCUUUUUAUUUUCCAACUGGAUCCUGUUGGGAAAGUCUAAAACUAGCUUGAGCAACUUGAAUAAUAGAGGAAUUCAGAAAGAUUCUGAAGACCAGUCCUCUUGGCAGAGAAGACCUGUUUGAGUUGAAAAAAGAGUGAACUGUGUGUAAUGUGAGUGAGAUGACAUGCUUCUUACUCUGCACUUUGUGAGGCCAGCUUUGCAGGGACAGCUUGAGUUGCUCUGCAGUCCUCAGACGUUUCCCUCUGGUUCCUUGGAUGUAAUUAGUGUGGUCAGUACUCUUUUGGGGUAGCUGGAGCAGGGGCUCCUUUUCAACAGUCUUUCUCACAAGGAAUGCUUUAUGCUCGCCUUUCAUGGCCCCUGUAUUGCCAGGUAGGCAUGACCCAUCUUUCGGAUGUGGACUGUCAGUCAGGGACAAUGAAAUUCUUAAAGAAGAGUAAUAGGAAUGACUGUUGUCUUCGCAGCUGCCUGGGAAGGAGGUAAGCUUUCCAGAUGGCAGGGCAUGGAAGCACAAGGUUUGUCUUCGAAGAGGUACCAGUGGCUCAAAUCAGUUUUCCUCUGUCCCUCAAUUUUGUGUUGGCUUUGCUGUCUUUGCCUAGAAAAAUUCAGUAGCAUAAAUGAACAGUGUGUUAAAACUAUCCCUUCCACUCCCCACCUUUUCUGUUGACAUGGUAGGCUGUCUUGGAUUUGUCACACACAGUUAAAAACUAAACAUUUGAAUAUUCUAUGUUACAUGUGACUUGCAGUUAUUAAGUAUGCUUAUUUUAACUGUUACUGAUAGGAACACUCUUUAUGUGUGCAUGUAUAAUGCGUGAAUGGAACAGGAGGGGCCUUUGGGGUUAGGAUUUGGAAGUUCCAGAUGUCAUCAUGAACAGUAACAGGUCUGCAGGGGUGUGUUUUACCUGCCAACACACAGCCAGUAGGCUCCUAGCUGAGUCAGCACAGAUUGUCUAAAAUACAUUUGUAAGGGCUAUUAGCAUCAUCACAAAUGCUGAGGCUUUCAGAAGCAUUAUCAGUUUGCUAAAAAGUGCCCACCUUUUCAGGAGGACAAAGUUUUGCCUUUUGGUUGUGGGUGCUGGUGAAUAAGAUUCAGUAGACUUAAUGACGUGUAUGCUUACAAUCUUGGCUGUAUGUAACAGCAUAGCCUGACUUUUACAGAUAAAGGUAAAAUUUCUUGAUUUUUUUUUAAAAUCCUUGUUUUUGUGAUGUGCUGGACAGACUGAAAUGAAUCCUGCCUUUUUUCUGAAAAUAAAAUCUCAUCAAAUGCA